CGCAACAUCCCUGGGAAGCGAGGUCCUUUGUGGAGUCCUGGACACGGGGAUCGAUGAGAGACGUCUGCAGUCCGCACCACGCCCAUGUCGGGGGUGGUUCAACGUGACUCACCCUCUGCCGGGCAUGCGGAAACCCCAUGGAAACGCACCCACGAGGAAUUCUACAUUCAUGGGUGUCCCUGUCGAAAGCUCAACGUGCGCAGACGAGUUGCCCAGGAGGGAAUUUUCGGGGCGACGUGACUAACGUCCUAUUGGGGAUACAGAAUUUCGGAAAUCCCGGAUUCCCGUUGGCAUCGUCCUCGUAUUCCGCCGAAUUCUCUUCCCAGUUGGAGGGGAAACUACGGCUUCCGGCUGGUAACCGAGUGAACGAGGGACGUAGUACAUGACUCAUGGCUCGUGAGUAGCGGUCCCGGUAUUCUACUCGAUUUACCGAGAAAUCGACUACUCGGGUGCUCUUCGGCGUCAUGAAUCAUUACCAUGAAUCGCCGCGACCCGUGGAAAUGGCCCACUGAUCCAAUCACUCGUUUGAGUCAUGAAUCGAGAUCGGGAAAUAUUAAUAAGGUCAGGUAAUCCUCAAUUAUGUCUCCUCCCGGCGUCGAUUUUUCAGUUAAUGAAAUCAGUCAGUGAAUGAUUGUAUAAUUUGCAUAUUCUCCCUCCAGAGGUCUGGCGAUCGGCAGAAUUCUCCGAGUCGCCCCUCGCGCAACACGGUUCGAAGCGACUCAGCACAUUUUCGAAUCGUCGAGCGCAAUUAAGCCGUCGUUAUGAAAUUUGUUUGCGAACUGCCGCGUCGACAAUGGCGUGCGUUCCGUUAACGCGUGAUCCGGUGUUUGGGAUUGCGUCGCGUACUCGACGGAUUCGGAAUGAUCCGCUUUGGUAGAUUGCAUUAACGAUGUUUUGCAGAGUAAGAUUUUCGCACGGUUACGAUGGUUAAGAUCGACGAUUUGGGCAACUUCUUCGGGAAAGAAAUUGGAGGGUGACUUUUAAGUUCUUUCGCUCCUUAAAGUUGGAUGGCAUCGGAGUGAGGUACAGGAUGCAGGAAUGCAGCUUGGAUGCAUUAUGGAUGUAGCAUUUUCAUGUAGAUUGUGACGCCGGUGACGUCAUCGGCGGGUGAAUCAUCAACCACGGGAGAGAUGAACGGAGGGGUCGAAGCACAGAUUUUGUACCCAGUAUGGGAUAUAUCUAAUUCUGCGUCAGAAAUUUAAUUUGCCUUCUAGAAGUGUAUAUUCGGCUGAUAGGAAAUCAUUGUAUCAUUACAUUUUUUACGGUAAUAUGAAAUUGCGUUUGGCCUGUAGUUACCUACAUUCGGUUAGCCUCGGCCGAUGAAGGCUGCUGCGUCAUCUGACAGCGGAAAGUCGAACUUCGAAGAAAAACAACCGGGCAUCGAUAGAGCUGCCAAUCAACGCGCUGGUUGGAGAGGUAUCUGGCGUCAUCGUGACAGGACAACAGAAUUCUAGCUUUGACAGAUAAACAUGCGUUGUUCAGGUGCAAAAAGAUAGACGGAGGAUGUUUCAAGCCAGAACGUGCCGUUGCUGAAAUCUAAGGUUAGGAGGUGAACCGUUUUAGGAUGACACAAGCAAACAGGAAGAGAGGCCGAAGUGCAGAGGAAGAUGCCAGCGAGUUUAUGCCACUCAGCAAGAGGAUAAAUAAUCUACACAUCAAUGGCUUCCCAGGAUUACAGGAGAGAGCCCUGGAGAAGAUGGAUUCCGACUGGGGAGAUCGAAACUUUGCUCCGUCUCCGAACAACUCGGAACCGUCGCAAGGAUCGUCCUCCUGCGACGGAUGCAGCUCUAGCCAAAGCAGCUACACGGCAGAGUACAGGCCAGACCUUGAUGCCAACGACAAUCCCUUUUAUUACGAGAACAACAAAUUGCUCUAUUCCUUAUACAUGGAGCGUAUGCAACGGUCGUCAGAACUUUAUUGACGAUGGAUCGGUUAGAUAGCGCAGAAAAGAUAUGUCGAGAUCUCGGUGCUUUCUCAUGGUGUAGCUCUGCAAUUUUCAGCAGAGCAGAAUAAUUCAAUUUCUGAGUGGCACAGAUCAUACGGUGCGAGGAUCUCUCCUAUGUAGAAUAUUAUUAGGCAAUUAAAUGUUGUGAAAAUUCCUCUCGAACGUUACUCAUAGGCAGGCUUUAAAAUGUUAUUUAAGAAUCAGAAAUCAUAUGUAAAAUUAUCACCGCUACAGCGGUAUAUCGCGUAGUAUUAAUUUUCAUACCGAAUUCUCAUCUAAUACGAUCGAGUUUAUUUUUGCACAACUUCGUCGAUGCGGAGUCCAUGUCAUAGCAAAUCUAUACAAGAUUUGACAAUCGAUUAUUUGCAGGACAUUUAACACGACUAUGACAUCGCUCAUCGAAAAGCAUUCUUAGAUUCGCUGCAUAUACAUAAUUGUAUUUAUAAUAUCCUAGCGUUUAUCAAUGAUACGUGCACUCGACAUUUAACAUGAUUCACGAUGCUGUUUUAUAAUUCUAAAUACGUUCUAUAAUGUGAAAUUAAAGACGUGCUCCUGUGAUCGCAGUUUGCACAUUUCCGUGUAGAUCUUCCGCAUAGAUCUUACUUAAGUCAGCCCGUCGUCUAAAAUAUAACAUCCGAUACCAAAUUAACGAGGAUUUUCAGUAAACGGAGAGUUAAAAUGUCA
Messenger RNA from Orussus abietinus, 2629 nucleotides. RefSeq lists its product as uncharacterized. The transcript has 4 exons. The record is from RefSeq and is a predicted model, not a curated record. The coding region runs from base 1565 to 1921 and encodes 118 amino acids. Lineage: Eukaryota; Metazoa; Arthropoda; Insecta; Hymenoptera; Orussidae.